Molecule: messenger RNA, 393 nt
Organism: Knipowitschia caucasica
Lineage: Eukaryota; Metazoa; Chordata; Actinopteri; Gobiiformes; Gobiidae
Source: the annotation of a GenBank genome assembly
AUGUGUCCCCGAGUCUCCUGUAGCUCCCUCCUUGACCUGCUCCUCUUCCUCCUUGACCUGCUCCUCACCCUCUUUGACCUGCUCCUCUCCAUCCUUGACCUGCUCCUCACCCUCUUUGGCCUGCUCCUCUCCCUCUUUGACCUGCUCCUCACCCUCCUUGACCUGCUCCUCACCCUCUUUGACCUGCUCCUCUCCCUCUUUGACCUGCUCCUCACCCUCCUUGACCUGCUCCUCACCCUCUUUGACCUGCUCCUCUCCCUCCUGGGUCUGCACCUUUCCCUCCUUGGCCUACUCCUCUCCCUCCAUAGCCAGCUCCUCUCCCUCUUUGACCUGCUCCUCUCCCUCCAUAGCCUGCUCCUCUCCCUCUUUGACCUGCUCCUCUCCCUCCUCUGA